AUGAAGACAAAGUUGAUGUGGUAUUACCAAGAUAUGGAGGAAUUGGAAGUGGUGUCUGUUGUAGACAGCAACAAGCCCAGCACCAGUAGACAAUUACAACCUAGCACCAGCAGAGCAGCACAGCAGAUAGUCCAACCAACUUACAAAAAGAAACUUUUUCUAACCAAUGGAUGGGAAACUCCACUAACUGGGAUUUGUGUUUAUAUUUUUAGGACGAAUACCAGCAAACAGCUACCAGAGGAAGGAUUUCAGAAGGAUCUUUACUGUGGAAUAAUUGAUUCCCAACAAAUUGGACUGGUCACUACGAUUGAACGUAUCAUCGAGAAUAUUUUCAUGGAGGUUUUGGCACAUCCACCUUUAGAUUGUGAAGACGAUGCUGCAAGUUGUCCGAUGGUCAAAAAUCAAUUACUACCAGCCCUCAGAUCAUUCUGCAGUGCCUUGAAAGUAUGUGAGGAAGUGUGUGGUCAAGGUCCUAUUUUUGAAAAGGACUCGAUUUCACUCUGUUCACUCAAUGAUGAAGAGCUGAAGGAAUGGACUAUAAACCCUGAAAAAUUGGGUGCACUUGAGGCAAGAGUAAAAGGUUGGAUCAAGAGACUCGCCGAAAUUUUGAAGGAAAGCGAACAGAUCAGAAGAGAAGACGAUUCAUCAGGACCCCAAGGUGAGCUUGAAUACUGGAAGAAAAGAGGAGCUCAAUUUUCUCAAAUAGCCUCUCAACUUCAUACUGAAGAAGUUCAAGCUACGUUAAUGUGUUUGAAGGUUGGAAGAGUGAAAAUACUGAAGGAAUGGCAGGAUACUGAUAAGAGGGUUACAUUCUGUUACAAUGAAGCUAAGGAUAACUCCAAAUUCAUUCAAUCUUUGGAGAAAAACUGUCAUUCUCUAUAUCUCGACGAUCCAGUUAAGAUGCGAGAAUCCAUAAUGGGAUUAUUGCAAACUGUACGUCUAAUAUACAAUGUUUCUCAAUUCUACAAUACAUCAGAAAGAACUUCUGCUCUCAUGGUGAAGAUAACAAACCAAAUGAUAGAAACCUGCAAAGACUACAUUACCUGUCGUGGUCAAGAAAGUAUUUGGUCGCAAGACAGAGACAUAAUGAGGGAAAAACUUACCCAGUGUAUUAAGCUCAAUAAAGUUUAUAGAAAGACAUAUAGUCUUGUGAAAAGUCAACCUGUUCUACCUGGCCAACGCCAAUUUAAUUUUUCCGAAAACUAUGUCUUCGGAAAGUUUGAUGUUUUUUGUAGGAGACUGGCAAGAAUUAUAUCAACUUUCAAUCUGAUAGAAGACUAUACUUCACUUUUCAAGAAAAGAAUGGAAGGCUUGCUGUUGGGAGAUGCUUUGGAAGAAGUCGUUCAUAACUUCAAUGAAAUAAAAUCUACAAUAAUCAACAAAAAAUACGAUUUUUUAGAUCAAAGAAACACUGAUUUCGACAACGACUACAAAGAAUUCUUGACGAAAACGGAUGAAUUGAAAGAACAUCUCAGUGAAAUGAUAGAAAGUAAUUUUGAUAGUGUUUGGGAGACACCACAAGGGAUAAAAUUUCUGACAAGAUUUGAAAAAGUGAGCGAAAAAAUACCAUUGGCUAAAAUGGAUGAUAAAUAUGAAAGAAUCUUGAAAUAUUGUGAGAAAGAAGUUGAUCGCAUCAUAAAGAUGUAUAGAAAAGAGAAAGACGAUCCUCCUUUGCCUUGGAUGUUUCCUCCUAUUGCAGGGCGCAUCAAAUGGGCACGCUCCUUGAAAAGUCACCUGGAGGAGCUUCUGACAAGCGUUACAAGUCAUAAUAUCCUGAAAAAUCUACCAGCUACUCAAGAAUUGUCAAGAAGAUAUAAUCAAGCUGAACAAACACUGAAGUCUUACGAAACCGAUAUGGUAGCAAUAUGGAUGAAUCAACACGUUUGGGAAGUUGACAACUGCCUGAAGAGAAAGUUACUCGCAGUAUGCCCUGAACAACAGAAGCUGAAAGUCAACAUUCACAAUUCUAUACCUCUUUUGAUACGAGAAUCUGAUUUAAUGGCCAAGAUGAGUUUACCCAUACCUAUCGUAGCUCUAACUCUUUAUUCCAAAAAGGACUAUUUUGAUUUGAUACAGGAUUCGUUACAGUUCCUCAUCAACGAUUUGGAAAAAAAUGUGAAAGGGGUGAAACAAGAAGUGCGACCUCUUUUUUUACCUCAUCUUGUGAAACUUAUGCGGAUUAUUGAACCAGGAAUGAAAGAAUUGACGUGGAUUUCUUCUGACUGGAAAGAAUUCAUAGAUAAAGCUAGCGAUGCCAUUUUGAAAUUCAAAGUAUUAUCUUAUCGAGUGCAUGACAUCUACACCAACCGAGUACUCGAGGUACUAGCAGCAAUGCAAGCUGUUCAACUACAUGCACUACCAGAGCUAGAUGAAGACCCUUGGAUAGUCUCAGAUUUUUGCGAAAGAAGUGAAGAAGCUUGUAGGUCUGCUGCCAUUGAAUUGCAUCGAAAAAGCUUGAUGGUCGAGGAAGCCGUUGAGGAGAUACUUUCUUUGGUCAGAAGGUCGAGAAUUGACAUUCCUUCACAAUCUGUUGAUGAAAUGUUCGUAGAAGAUGAACCUGGUAACCAAAACGAAGAAGGAACUCAUUUAUCAUCACAACCAACUGAUUGGAGUCUGGUAUGGGAGUGUUUCGAGAAGCCUCACCUUCUUCUAGGAAUUGGUAUGGCACGAUCGAUGCAAGACAUGGUAAAAGGUGCUGUAACUGAAAUGAGACGUUACUACAGCCGGAAAGUGGUUGAUGUUCUGGUUAAAGUAACACGUCAUUCUCUUGACGCAUUGAUGAGAAGAUUUUCAGUAGUAGAGGAAAAGAAUCAGAAACCUAUAUUCCUGCUGAAUGCCAUUCUGAUGAUACCUAAGGUGUCAAUCCAACCAAACCUGGAUGAGGUGCAAGAGGUUCUUGCCUUGGCUGGAAAGAAUAUCACAUCAGUGUCCAAAGGUGUCGGGCAAUGGUCAGGAGGUAAGCUGCAGGUCGACCCCACCAAGAAGGGAUGGAAAAAAUUGGCGGGUCGAAAGUCGAACAUAAGGGAUAUUGUAAAUCAAUCUCGUUUACAACAGCGGACCCUCAAGGGAGUUGUUAAGCUCAAGCAGGAGGAGGACCUGAAGGCUAGGAGGAGAAAAUUCUACAGAUUGGCUUCGGAGGAUAAGCCCUCAUUUCCUCUGCAACACAGGAACUUCUACAACCACGUAAUGGAGAAUAAGGAGGUUGUUAAGUCUUUGUCGCUUUUGACCACUUGCACACAAGACUUGAAACAAGAAAUAACACAAUUCCUUCAAAAAUGGAGACCGUAUAAUAUUUUAUGGAGAAAUGAAAAAUCUCACAGAGAACUUCUUGGAGCUUGUUUAACAGAAUACGAAACUUCUCUACGAAAACAUGAAGAGUUAAACACCAGACUAGAAACUGAACCUGAGACGGUCCUCAUAGGGAUCAGUUUAGCUAUCUCAACCGAAAAACUCAAGUAUGGGCUGAGUACGGAAAUAAAAAGCUGUACCCAUAGAAUCGGUCAAGCAAUGAAGAAGAAGUAUAAACGAGAAAUGGAUUACGUUUAUGCUGUGAUCAAUGAAAUGGAAAGGAAAUUGGAAAGGACCAUAAGAGAUUUAGAUGAUGUGCGGUUGAUAAUGGAAACAUUGAGGAAAAUAAGACAGCAAGAAGUUGAUAUGGAGUUGAAAAUUGAACCUAUAGAGGAAGCCUUCAAUGUCCUCAGCCGCUACAAUGUUAUUGUGGAACGAGAAAUAGUUGAACAAGUGGAUAAUUUGAGGUACACCUGGAAUCAGCUUCAAGCUAGAGCUUUGAAAGUGCAGGGAAAUCUCCUGGAUAUGCAGCCACAAUUCCAGAAUGAUCUGAAGAACAAUCUGGAGAAAUUCAGACAAGAUAAACUGGACUACUGUAAUGAGUAUAGAGUUGCUGGUCCUAUGCAGCCUGGUCUGACGCCCAGAGAAGCUUCAGAUCGAUUGAUAUCAUUUCAGAACCGUUUUGAAGGCAUGUGGAGAAAAUUGCAAACAUAUCAAAACGGAGAAGAACUAUUUGGACUACCUACAACAGAUUAUCCGGACUUGGCACAAAUUCGCAAAGAGCUCAAUCUGCUUCAAAAACUUUAUAAACUAUAUAACGACGUCAUCGAUAGGGUUAACAGCUAUUAUGACAUACCCUGGGAUGAAGUUAAUAUUGAAGAGAUUAAUAAUGAAUUAAUGGAAUUCCAGAAUAGGUGUAGGAAACUCCCAAAAGGUCUAAAGGAAUGGCCCGCCUUUUUUGCUCUCAAGAAAACCAUCGAUGACUUCAACGACAUGUGUCCAUUACUUGAACUGAUGGCAAAUAAAGCAAUGAAACCAAGACAUUGGCAGAGAAUCAUGGAAUCACUAAAUCAUAUUUUCGAAUUCGAAAAUGAGGGUUUCUGUUUGAAGAAUAUUUUGGAAGCACCACUUCUGUCCCACAAAGAGGAUAUAGAGGAUAUCUGUAUAUCAGCAAUGAAAGAGAAAGACAUUGAAGCCAAAUUACGCCAAGUCACUAACGAAUGGUCAGUUCAUGAGUUGACGUUUAUGACAUUCAACAAUCGAGGAGAACUCUUGUUGAGGGGUGAUACAACAGCAGAAACAAUAGGUCAACUCGAAGAUAGUUUAAUGAUUUUAGGGUCUCUCCUAUCAAACAGAUACAAUGCACCUUUCAAAAAACAGAUCCAGCAAUGGGUUCACGAUUUGUCCAACACAAACGAGAUUUUGGAACGUUGGCUACUCGUACAAAAUAUGUGGGUAUAUUUGGAAGCUGUCUUUGUUGGUGGGGAUAUAGCGAAGCAGUUGCCAAAAGAAGCUAAAAGAUUCUCGAAAAUUGAUAAAUCCUGGCAGAAAAUAAUGCAAAGAGCUCACGAAACACCCGGUGUUGUAUCUUGUUGUGUCGGGGAUGAUUUGCUGAAGCAGUUACUUCCUCAUCUACAGGAGCAACUAGAACUCUGUCAAAAAUCCCUAAGUGGUUAUCUAGAGAAGAAACGAACGAUGUUUCCAAGAUUCUUCUUCGUAUCGGAUCCUGCUCUUCUCGAAAUUUUGGGACAAGCAUCGGACUCUCACACAAUCCAGAACCAUUUGUUAUCCAUUUUUGACAACACAAGAUGGGUAAAGUUCCACGAUAUUGAAUACAAUAAAAUUACCGCCAUCGUAUCAUCCGAAAAUGAAUUGAUACAACUUGAGAAGGCCGUUAGAGCUGAAGGAAGUGUUGAACAAUGGCUCACUCAGCUACUCAUGAUGUCUCAAUCGUCUCUUCACUCUAUAAUAAGACAAGCUUAUGCGAUGAUCAACGAUGCCAAUUUCAACCUUCUCCAGUUCUUGGAUAAAAUGCCAGCACAGAUUGGAUUAUUGGGUCUCCAAAUGAUUUGGACUAGAGAUGCAGAACUGGCUCUAAUGCAAGCAAGACACGAUAAAAAACAGAUGCCCGACACUAACAAUAAAUUUUUGGAAUUGCUCAACACUUUGAUUGAUCAAACCACACGAGAUCUUACCAAAAUAGAACGAACAAAGUUUGAAACCUUAAUCACUAUUCAUGUACAUCAGAGAGAUAUAUUUGAUAUACUGUGUCGACUGAAUGUAAGACAUGUAAACGAUUUCGAAUGGUUAAAACAGUGCAGAUUCUACUUCAAGGAAGAUCAAGACAAAACAUUGAUCAUAAUCACCGAUGUGACAUUCUCUUAUCAAAAUGAAUAUUUGGGAUGUACAGACAGAUUGGUUAUCACUCCUCUCACAGACAGGUGUUACAUCACCCUAGCUCAGGCUCUUGUAAUGAGCAUGGGAGGCGCACCUUGUGGUCCUGCUGGAACUGGUAAAACAGAAACCGUAAAAGACAUGGGGAAGACUUUGGCUAAAUACGUCGUUGUCUUCAACUGCUCAGAUCAAAUGGAUUACAGAGGAUUAGGCAGAAUUUAUAAAGGUUUGGCUCAAUCGGGAUCAUGGGGUUGCUUCGACGAAUUCAAUAGGAUCGAACUGCCUGUAUUGUCUGUAGCAGCUCAACAAGUUGCCGUUGUUUUGGCUAGUAAGAAAGAGAAGAAGAAGUCUUUCGUCUUCACAGAUGGGGACAUCAUCGAGAUGUGCCCAGAAUUUGGUAUUUUCAUCACAAUGAAUCCAGGUUAUGCUGGGCGUAAAGAGUUGCCUGAAAAUUUGAAAAUUCAGUUCAGAACGGUGGCCAUGAUGGUACCAGAUCGACAAAUCAUCAUUCGAGUAAAGCUAGCCAGCUGUGGUUUUCUUGAAAAUAUUACUUUGGCCAGAAAAUUUUACACCUUGUAUAAGUUGUGUGAGGAACAACUAACGAAACAGGUUCAUUAUGACUUCGGCUUGAGAAACAUCCUAUCCGUUCUCAGAAGUCUUGGUGCCGCUAAAAGAGUGAAUGAUAAAGACUCCGAAAGCACAAUCGUGAUGAGGGUUCUGAGAGAUAUGAAUUUAUCAAAAUUGAUAGAUGAAGAUGAACCUUUAUUCACCUCUCUGGUCGCUGAUUUAUUCCCCAAUCAAGUUCUGGAAAAAACUACCUACCAAGAAUUGGAGGAAGCAAUAGAUAAACAAGUCGAACAAGCUGGUCUGAUCAAUCAUCCACCCUGGGCUCUCAAAUUGAUUCAGUUAUAUGAAACUCAAGCUGUGCGACAUGGCAUAAUGACUUUAGGACCUACUGGAGCAGGGAAGACAACCUGUAUACAGAUACUGAUGAAGUCCCUCACACAAAUGGGUCAAUUUCAUAGAGAAAUGAGGAUGAAUCCAAAAGCCAUCACAGCUGCUCAAAUGUUUGGUCGACUCGAUGUAGCCACAAAUGACUGGACUGAUGGUAUAUUCUCAGCUUUAUGGAGGAAAACGCUGAAACUAAAGCCAGGUGAAAACGUUUGGUUAGUUCUCGAUGGACCCGUGGACAGUAUCUGGAUUGAAAACCUGAACUCCGUGCUUGACGACAACAAGACCCUAACAUUGGCAAAUGGUGAUCGACUUUCUAUGGCACCAACCUGCAAAAUAAUCUUUGAGCCACACAAUAUCGAUAACGCUUCUCCAGCUACCGUGUCCAGAAAUGGAAUGGUUUACAUGAGUUCCUCUGGCCUCACCUGGAAACCUGUGGUUAAGGCUUGGUUGAAAACAAGGAGUGCGAAGGAACAGGAGAUAUUCCAGCAUCUUUUCUGGGAAACGAUUGCACCACUUUAUAACUACGGAAAUCAGAAUUUGAAUCUUGUACUGGAUGUACUUCCUUGCAAUAUUACCUUACAGAUGUUGAAACUUUUGGAAGGUUUGGUUCCACCACAGAUUGAGAAAAAAGAUGAGGAAACUGACAAAUCCGAUCAAUUGGAUCUGGACGAUGACAUACUGGAGGAACAAGAAAAACCAGAAGAAACUAAACUCCUCACUCCUGAGCAUCUAGCGAAGAUUUUUGUUUUCGCUUUAACAUGGGGUAUCGGUGCCUACUUAGAGAAUGAUGAUAGGGCCAAAUUCGAUGCCUUUGUGAAAGAAAACCUUACCGUCUUGAAUCUGCCGAAAAAUACUGAAAAGAACAAAGAUUGUACUCUGUUCGAUUACAUGGUGAAUGAUGACGGCAAUUGGGUACUCUGGAGCUCCUUGGUCACCAACUAUUCCUAUCCAGAACUGUCCACUCCAGAAUACGCAACUAUUCUCAUUCCAAUCACAGAUAAUGUUCGUAUAAACUAUCUGAUCGAUACAAUAGCAAAACAAGAUAAAGCAGUUCUACUAAUUGGCGAACAAGGAACAGCGAAAACAGUGAUGAUGAAGGCUUAUAUGAAGAGGGCCAAUCCCGAGCUAUAUUUACACAGGGCGUUCAAUUUUUCCAGUGCCACUUCUCCAUAUCAGUUCCAGAAAACGAUCGAAAGUUAUGUGGAGAAAAGGAUGGGAAACACUUUCGGUGCACCGAAUGGGAAGAAGAUGAUGAUUUUCAUUGACGAUAUCAAUUUACCUGAAAUAAAUUGUUGGGGCGAUCAGAUAACCAACGAGGUCGUCCGUCAGGUCAUGGAUAUGGGCGGGUUCUACAGUCUCGAGAAACCGGGUGAAUUCACUUCCAUUGUAGACGUUCAAUUCCUGGCCGCUAUGGGACAGCCUGGUGGCGGCAGAAACGAUAUUCCGUCGCGUCUGAAGCGCCAGUUUUGCAUUUUCAACUGUCCCCUACCUUUGGACACAUCCAUCGACAAGAUAUUCGGUGUGAUCGCCCAAGGGCACUACAACAUCAAGAGGGGAUUCCCAUUGGAGGUUCGAAAUUUGGUCAAAAAACUCAUUCCGUUGACUAGACUACUAUGGAGAAACACUAGGUCGAAGUUGCUCCCUACUCCUGCGAAAUUCCAUUAUGUGUUUUCAUUGCGGGAUUUGUCCAGGAUUUGGCAAGGAAUGAUUGGGACCCUAUCCACCGUGAUAGAUUCCGAAGCAUGUCUGAUGGUUCUGUGGAAGCACGAGUGCACACGUGUUUUCUCUGAUCGGUUCACAAUUCAAGAGGAUAAGGACUGGUUCAAUCAAGAACUUCUAGAUUUAGUAGAAAAGGACCUUGGAGUCAAUAUCAUGCACAAAACCAUGCCAAGUCCGGUCUUCGUAGAUUUCAUGAGAGAUGCUCCCGAACCAACUGGAGAAGAAGGUGAAGAUGCUGAUAUGGAACUUCCGAAAGUUUAUGAACCAGUUACAAAUGAGAACGAACUGAGAGAGAGGUUGGAUAUGUUUCUUUCUCAGUUUAAUGAGAUGGUUAGAGGAUCAGGAAUGGACUUGGUAUUCUUUCCAGAUGCAAUGUUACACUUGGUCAAGAUAUCGAGGGUUAUAAGGCAUCCUAGAGGCAAUGUUAUGCUUGUUGGUGUUGGAGGAAGUGGAAAACAGUCUCUAACCAAGCUUUCUUCCUUCAUAGCAGGCUAUAAGAGCUUCCAAAUAACCCUCACUCGAUCAUACAAUAUAGGAAAUUUUCUGGAGGAUCUCAAGGUCCUUUACAGGUCAUGCGGUUGCCAAGGUAAAGGAACAGCCUUUAUCUUCACAGAUCUCGACAUAAAAGAAGAAGGAUUCUUGGAAUAUCUCAAUAACAUACUAUCUGGGGGUGUCAUAUCUAAUCUCUUCACAAAAGAUGAACAGACUGAAAUUAUUCAGGAACUCACACCUAUAAUGCGCAGAGAGAACAUGAAGCGUACAUUAAAUGCUGAAGUAGUGAUGGAAUAUUUCAUGAAUAGAACCUGCCAAAAUCUCCAUGUUGUCUUCUGUUUCUCUCCGGUAGGGGAAAAGUUUAGGACUAGAGCUCUCAGAUUCCCUGCUUUAAUAUCAGGCUGUACUAUUGAUUGGUUCCAACCAUGGCCUAAAGAUGCUUUGGUCCUGGUAGCCAGACAUUUUCUGACAGAAUUCAAGAUAGCCUGUUCUGAUGAGGUUAAAGAAGAACUAGUUACAGCACUUGGAUCCAUACAAGAUAUAGUGUCCAAUACAUCAAGCGAUUACUUCCAAAGAUACAGAAGAGCAACUCAUGUAACCCCCAAAUCUUAUCUAAACUUCAUUGCCGGAUAUAAAAGUAUCUAUAAAAGCAAACAAAAAGAACUAAGCGAAGGAGCUUCUAGGAUGGAUACAGGCUUAGAAAAACUGGCUGAAGCAUCAUCCUCAGUCAUAAUUUUGAAAAAAGAAUUAGCUGUCAUGGAACAAGAAUUAGCAGAGGCUUCUCAAAGAGCAGAAACUGUUUUGACAGAAGUUACUGAGAGAGCAAUGCAGGCUGAAAUAGUCAAGAACCAAGUGCAGAAAGUAAAAGAAAAGGCGGAAAUACUGGUUUCGUCAAUCGCAAAUGAAAAGGCUAAAGCAGAAGAAAAACUAGAGGCUGCAAAACCUGCGUUGGAAGAAGCAGAAGCGGCGUUGAACACAAUAAAGCCGGCUCAUAUUGCAACUGUACGGAAGUUAGGACGUCCACCUCACCUUAUCAUGAGGAUAAUGGAUUGUGUUCUCAUUCUAUUCCAGAGAAAACUUCAACCAGUUGUUAUUGAUCCAACUACUAACUGUCCAAAACCUUCUUGGGCUGAAUCUCUCAAGAUGAUGGCUUCCACAACAUUUCUCCUACAACUUCAGAAUUACCCAAAAGAUAUUAUCAACAACGAAAUGGUAGAAUUUCUACAACCAUAUUUCGAAAUGGAAGACUACAAUAUGGACACUGCUAAAAGGGUUUGUGGAGAUGUUGCAGGGCUCUUAUCGUGGACGAAGGCAAUGGCUUUCUUCCAUAGUGUUAACAGAGAAGUGCUGCCCCUAAAAGCCAAUCUAACUCUUCAAGAAGCUCGGCUCAAGUUAGCCAUGGAAGACUUGGCUGCUGCUCAAAACCAAUUAGAAGAGCGAGAAGCUUCACUUAGGGAAGUGAAGGAGCAAUACGAUAAAGCUGUCAUGGAAAAACAGAGACUCACGGAAGCUGCUAAUGCAUGUCUGAGAAAAAUGAAUACAGCAACAACUCUAAUCAAUGGUCUUGGAGGGGAAAAAAUCAGAUGGACUCAGCAGAGUAAAGAGUUCAAAGAACAACUGGGAAGAUUGGUCGGAGAUGUGCUCUUGGCAACGGGUUUCUUGUCAUACUGUGGUCCAUACAAUCAAGAGUUUAGAACCAAUUUGGUCAAACUGUGGAUGGAAGUUCUCGUAUUAAAAAGUAUUCCCUUCACUCGUCAAUUGAAUAUAAUCAACAUGCUCGUUGAAAGUGCCACAAUUUCAGAGUGGAAUCUUCAGGGUCUUCCAAAUGAUGAACUCUCAGUUCAAAACGCGCUUAUUGUGACAAAAUCUCGUUCAUACCCUCUGCUCAUCGAUCCUCAAACACAAGGAAAAAUGUGGAUCAAGAACAAGGAAGCCAACAACAAUCUUCAGAUAACCACUUUAAAUCACAAAUAUUUCAGGACCCAUUUGGAAGAUUGCCUCUCCUUGGGAAGGCCAUUGCUAAUCGAAGAUGUAGGAAUCGAAUUGGAUCCAGUGUUAGAUAACGUACUCGAGAAGAAUUUCAUCAAAUCAGGUUCCAUUGAAAAAGUUGUGGUUGGGGAUAAGGAAUGUGAUGUCCUCAAGGAUUUCAUGCUUUACAUCACGACAAAAUUGCCGAACCCACCAUAUUCCCCAGAAAUUAGCGCAAAAACUUCCAUAAUAGAUUUCACCGUCACAAUGCUAGGUCUGGAAGAUCAACUUCUUGGACGUGUUAUACUGAUGGAGAAAUCAGACCUGGAAGAAGAACGCGUAGUUCUCUUCGAAAGUGUCAUAAAAAACCAGCGAAAAAUGAAGGAACUGGAGAGUAACUUACUUGGUAGAUUAACCUCCACUCAAGGUUCCCUGGUGGAUGACGAAGAACUGAUAAACGUCCUGCAGAUAACCAAAUCAACUUCGGAAGAGGUUACACAGAAGCUUUCAGUAUCCGCUGUAACAGAAAAGAAGAUAAACAUUGCCAGAGAAGAAUUCAGAGCUGUUGCUGCCAGAGGGUCAAUUUUGUAUUUCCUUAUAGUGGAGAUGAGCAAUGUUAACGUUAUGUACCAGAACUCCUUGAAGCAGUUUUUGAUACUCUUCGACAAUUCAAUUAACAAAUCUGAGAAGAGUACAAACACCAUGGAGAGGAUAGAUAUCAUAUUGCAGUAUCUAACGAAAGAGGUUUGGUCGUUCACGCAAAGAAGUCUAUAUGAGCGUCACAAGGAUUUGUUCACAUUGAUGAUGGCCAUGAAAAUCGAUUUACACAAAAACAUAAUAUCACACGACGAAUUCAUGGCUUUUAUCAAAGGAGGCGCUUCCUUGGACCUCAACGCUGUUCAACCUAAGCCUUUCAGAUGGAUCUUGGACAUCACCUGGCUCAAUUUGGUGGAGAUUCAGAAGCUGCCAAUUUUUUCGGAGAUACUGUCUAAGAUCGAACAACAUGAGAGGGAUUGGAAAGUUUGGUACGACAAGGAAAAACCAGAGGAGGAGGAUCUGCCCUGUGGAUACCAAAAAUCUCUGGAUGUCUUCAGGAAACUGUUGCUCAUAAGAUCAUGGAGUCCUGACCGAACUUUAUCUCAAGCCAGAAAAUAUAUAAUGGAUUCUCUGGAUAAGGAAUAUGGUGAACCAUGCAUCCUAGAUCUGGAGGCAACAUGGAAUGAAUCUGAUAGCAGAACACCAUUAAUAUGUCUUCUUUCCAUUGGAUCGGAUCCUUCUCCACAAAUAUCCUCAUUGGCUAGGACUAAAGACAUAAGAUUGAAAGCCGUUUCUAUGGGCCAAGGACAAGAAAUAGUAGCUAGGGACAUGAUCGAAUCUUCAAUGUCUCAAGGAGGAUGGGUGUUGCUUCAAAAUAUUCAUCUAUCACUCUCAUUCGCCACAGAAGUUAUGUCAAUGAUUGUGGAUACUGAAAUUGUGGAUGAAAGUUUCAGAAUAUGGCUAACAACGGAGGUUCACGAAGAAUUUCCUAUCGGACUUCUGCAGAUGGCUAUCAAAUUCACGAAUGAACCUCCACAAGGAAUAAGAGCCAGCAUGAAGAGAACUUAUCAGAGUAUAACACAAGACUUUUUGGAUUAUUCGGCUCAAUCACAAUGGCCCCCUUUGUUGUAUGCAGUUGCUUUUCUGCAUACAGUUGUCCAAGAAAGACGAAAAUUCGGGCCUCUAGGUUGGAAUGUACCGUACGAGUUCAACCAAGCUGAUUUCGCAGCCAGUAUUCAAUUCAUUCAAAAUCACUUGGAUGAUAUGGAUCCCAAGAAAGGGGUCUCCUGGCCUACAGUCUGUUAUAUGCUUGGCGAAGUGCAAUAUGGAGGAAGAGUCACUGAUGACUUCGAUAAAAGACUUCUUACUACAUUCACGCAGGUUUGGUUCUGUGAUGUCCUACUCAGACCAGGAUUUGAGUUUUACAAAGGUUACAAAGUGCCCCAAACAAGAAACCUGCAAGGCUAUCUAGACUACAUAUGCAGUCUACCGGCAACAGAUAGUCCAGAAGUAUUUGGUCUUCAUGGAAACGCUGACAUAACUUAUCAGAUAAACACAGCUAAAGGUAUUCUGGACACCAUAUUGAAUGUUCAACCAAAAGAAGGCGGUAGCCAAGGUGGUGAAACCAGAGAGAGCAUUGUAUACUGCCUGGCAGAAGAUAUGUUAGAGAAACUUCCGAAGCAAUACAAUCAGUUCGAAGUCAAAGAGGCUCUACAAAGGAUGGGCGUUUUGUUACCCAUGAACAUUUUCCUCCGUCAAGAAGUCGAUAGAAUACAGAGAGUUCUAAAAGAGGUGAAAUCGACAUUAUGUGAUCUCAAGCUAGCAAUAGAUGGCACAAUAGUUAUGAGUCAAGAUCUCCGAAAAGCUCUUGAUUCCAUGUAUGAUGCUAGAAUUCCAGAUCGUUGGCUAAAGAUAUCUUGGGAAUCGGCAACUUUAGGUUUCUGGUACACCGAACUCCUAGAAAGAGACGCCCAAUUCAGAAAUUGGAUAAACAAUGGAAGACCGAACGUUUUCUGGAUGACUGGAUUCUUCAACCCACAAGGUUUCCUAACGGCAAUGAGACAGGAUGUAACUCGUGCUCACAAGGGAUGGGCUUUAGAUUCAGUAGUCCUACAAAACUUGAUAACCCGCUAUAACAAGGAAGAUCUCAAAGAAGGUCCUGCAGAAGGAGUAUAUGUUCAUGGUUUAUUCUUGGAAGGAGCUAGUCUGGAUAGACGAUCGAGUAAACUCAUUGAGAGCAAACCAAAAGUGCUCUAUGAACAAAUGCCCGUUAUAUACAUAUAUGCCAUCAAUACUACGGCUGGUAAAGAUCCCAAAUUAUACGAAUGUCCAAUAUACAGAAAACCGCAGAGAACAGAUCAGAAAUAUGUGGGGUCAAUUGACUUCGAAACUGAUCACAACCCUAGGCAUUGGACCCUUAGAGGAGUUGCUCUUUUAUGUGAUAUUAAAUAAAGUGUUAAAAAAAUAAAUAUAAAUUUGUCAGAACA
This is a messenger RNA of Harmonia axyridis, 13838 nucleotides long. RefSeq names its product dynein axonemal heavy chain 5 (gene Dhc1). The transcript is spliced from 59 exons. Bases 1 to 13803 code for a protein of 4600 amino acids. Lineage: Eukaryota; Metazoa; Arthropoda; Insecta; Coleoptera; Coccinellidae. Gene Ontology annotation, cellular component: dynein complex. Gene Ontology annotation, biological process: microtubule-based movement. The record is from RefSeq and is a predicted model, not a curated record. Gene Ontology annotation, molecular function: ATP binding; minus-end-directed microtubule motor activity; dynein light intermediate chain binding.